This is a messenger RNA of Spodoptera exigua (beet armyworm), 1011 nucleotides long. The record is from the annotation of a GenBank genome assembly. Lineage: Eukaryota; Metazoa; Arthropoda; Insecta; Lepidoptera; Noctuidae.
AUGAAAAAAGAUGAUGAAGAAGAACAAGAGUUUAGGGUGCUCGAUAUUUUGAAAAAGAAAGAUAGAAUGCAAAGGAGAGUCGUCCGUAGGACUGAUAUACAACCUGAUAGAGCCGACAGAAUGGCCUUAGACCAGAAAUGGGGCAACGUUUGGCCUGGACCAAAGACAUUUCAUCCAUCGUCGGUACCGCUACCACUUCGUCAGGGCUACGUACCUAAAGGCCAAGCACCACCAGGCAAAAAGGCUAACGCGGAACUGAUGAAAAUACCUAACUUCCUGCAUUUAACACCACCUGUCAUCAAGAGCCAGUGUGAAGCUUUAAAACAGUUUUGUACUGAAUGGCCAAGCCUAUUAAACUCCGAAGAAGCUAUAGAAAAACACUAUCCAGUUGAGGUCAUUACAUCCGAUUACUGCCAUGCCAGCCCAUCCAUCCGUAAUCCUUUAGCAAGAAUCGUAACACUCCGCUUCAAACUAUCAAAUUUAAAACUAGAUAAACAUUCAAGAGACAAGUUUAUCCGUUUAGUGGGAGAACGAUAUGACAAGGAAAGUGAUCUUGUAACGAUAACCGCAGACCGGUGUCCAGUCAGAGCUCAGAAUUUGGAUUAUGUGAAUUAUUUAUUGACUGCGUGUUAUCAUGAAGCGUGGAAUGUGGAAGAGUGGGAAAAGGAUAAAACCGAAGAAGACAUGGAGUACUACGAAUGGAAUAACAAUGCUUCGAAAAAGAGUUUAGUUAACUGGUACAUGCGUACAAAGAAUGAAUUCAAAGAUUUAUCUGAAGAUGAGUAUAGGAGUUUUGAUGUGUCCGUUAUUCCUAAUGCUGAAGAAUAUAAGGAAGCAGUGUCUAGUUUGAUGAAUGAUGGAGAAAGUGUUGAUACGGAAAAGAUUUGGGCCUCCAGCCACUUCAAAACGAAACAACGCUGUGGUUUUUCUGCUAUCAUUCCGGUCGAGCCAACUCCAUUCGUACCGAUGCUUGGCUCUCCCACACUACUAAAAACUACUGAACUGAAAUAA